Molecule: messenger RNA, 262 nt
Organism: Xenopus laevis (African clawed frog)
Lineage: Eukaryota; Metazoa; Chordata; Amphibia; Anura; Pipidae
Product: ATP synthase subunit epsilon, mitochondrial-like
Exons: 2
Coding region: 107-262 (51 amino acids)
Source: RefSeq, a predicted model, not a curated record
GGACACCGGCAGAACAAGGUCCUCCCUUUCCUGUCUUCGCUUUUUGACCUUCUGUCAGUCGCUCUUUGGUCUCUGGUUCAGUUAGAUAUUCAGUGCUUGCGGCAAGAUGGUGGUUUAUUGGAGACAAGCUGGGCUCAGUUAUAUCAGGUACUCACAGAUAUGUGCCAAGGCAGUCAGGGCGGCCCUCAAGCCUCAGUUUAAAGUAGAGGCAGAAAAAGCAGCAGCAGUUAAUGUAAGGAUCACAAAACUGAAGAAGGACUAG